AACAUCUGCUACCCAAGGACUGUCAAGAUGAGUGACAGCGCUGCUUUGGUUCCUCCAGCUUCAAGCCAGGGUCCUACCACCCCACGCAAAGGCCCCCCCAAGUUCAAGCAGAGGCAGACUCGCCAAUUCAAGAGUAAACCUCCCAAGAAAGGUGUGAAAGGGUUUGGAGAUGACAUUCCAGGCAUGGAGGGGCUAGGAACAGAUAUCACGGUGAUUUGUCCCUGGGAGGCAUUCAGCCACCUGGAAUUGCACGAGCUCGCUCAGUUUGGGAUUAUCUGAGGCAGCAGAAGUUCUGCCACUCUCAAUAGCAUCUGCCGUAACUUUGAUUACUUUUGCCCUGUUGAUCUGCCAGAGUUUUGAAAUUCAGCUGUUUGGAAGUGGUUUCUUUUUCUUCUUUUUUUUUUUUUUUAUUUCAGCUCAUCAUGGGGGUACAAAAGCUCAGG
Molecule: messenger RNA, 443 nt
Organism: Lemur catta (Ring-tailed lemur)
Lineage: Eukaryota; Metazoa; Chordata; Mammalia; Primates; Lemuridae
Gene: PDE6H
Product: phosphodiesterase 6H
Exons: 3
Coding region: 28-279 (83 amino acids)
Biological process (GO): positive regulation of G protein-coupled receptor signaling pathway; visual perception; positive regulation of epidermal growth factor receptor signaling pathway
Cellular component (GO): photoreceptor outer segment membrane
Molecular function (GO): 3',5'-cyclic-nucleotide phosphodiesterase activity; cGMP binding
Source: RefSeq, a predicted model, not a curated record